AUGCCACAAAAUAAAUGUGUCUUUAAAAAUCGCUGCCAUGACGAAGAAGCAGAAUCAGACGUUUUGAUGUCACCAUGUUUUCAAAUAAGCCCUGAUGUAGAACUGAAAGAUGUCCCAACUUCCGGAGAAGAAUAUUUGUUAAAAGUUAUGCAGGAGCGACAAAAGUGUACAACAAUCACUAAAUGUAACAAAGAUUAUUCUAAGUUUGCUAAAAACCAGUCUUGUUUUGUCAAAGAGGAGCCUCAUGCACAAGCACCAGAAAGACUGAAACCAACCAUAGAAUGGCAGAAUAUACAAGUGGCUGACUUUUCAGAGGUUCGCAUGUAUGUGUCACGUAUACAAAAGAAAAGAUCUGUAUGGCCAAAUGAUGUAAAAUCAAUUGUAUUUGAACACAACAACCCAAAAGGCUGGAAAAACUUCUUCGACAAGAAUGAACCCACUCUCUCAUGUGUUCUUGGACUGCAGUAUACUCUCAUUGAUGAUGGAUUGGAAAAUCUCAUUCAAAUAAUAAAAGGAACUAAACCUGGUCACUCAAUUGGAUAUAAAAUAGGUCAAUGGAUAUAUGCAUUUUUAGCCUGCAUAAAGCAGCCACUUUUGUCAGAAACUAUAAGUAUACUAAGAAGUUUAGCUAGAAGAUGUGCAGAAAUAAGAUCAAACCUGAACCAGGAAGAUGAAAAUGUAAUUUCUGAUGUAGCACCAUUGAACAUUUUUAUAUGUUUGGUGUCCCGUUAUUUUAGGCAAUACGAUUUGGCUGACUAAUAUAACAUUUUAAUGUAAGUAAUGAUGU
Amyelois transitella is the source of this 787-nucleotide messenger RNA. RefSeq names its product gem-associated protein 2 (gene Gem2). Gene Ontology annotation, biological process: spliceosomal complex assembly; spliceosomal snRNP assembly. The record is from RefSeq and is a predicted model, not a curated record. Gene Ontology annotation, cellular component: SMN complex; spliceosomal complex; nucleus. Lineage: Eukaryota; Metazoa; Arthropoda; Insecta; Lepidoptera; Pyralidae. The transcript has 4 exons. Bases 1 to 759 code for a protein of 252 amino acids.